GAGAGAGAGAGAGUGAGAGAGAGAGAGAGAGAGAGAGAGAGAGAGAGAGAGAGAGAGAGAGAGAGAGAGAGAAUAAGAGAGAGAGAGAAUAAGAGAGAGGAGAGAGAGAAGAGAGGAGAGAGAGAGACGAGAGAGAGAGAGAGAGAGAGAGAGAGAGAGAGAGAGAGAGAGAGAGAGAGAGAGAAAACAUUUAGAAACGCCCAACGUUCGCGUACAGAAAUCUACACUACUGCACCUUACGACACGAGCAUUAAACUCAUUCACACUCCACAUUACAACUACCGCCUUGGCCAUUUUGGCCCCCCUAUAGAACUUCAUUAG
This is a messenger RNA of Penaeus chinensis, 321 nucleotides long. RefSeq lists its product as uncharacterized. The transcript is spliced from 3 exons. The annotation marks the transcript as partial. The record is from RefSeq and is a predicted model, not a curated record. Lineage: Eukaryota; Metazoa; Arthropoda; Malacostraca; Decapoda; Penaeidae.